This is a messenger RNA of Volvox carteri f. nagariensis, 1798 nucleotides long. RefSeq lists its product as uncharacterized. Gene Ontology annotation, molecular function: inositol phosphoceramide synthase activity; sphingomyelin synthase activity; ceramide cholinephosphotransferase activity. Lineage: Eukaryota; Viridiplantae; Chlorophyta; Chlorophyceae; Chlamydomonadales; Volvocaceae. The coding region runs from base 114 to 1505 and encodes 463 amino acids. The transcript has 6 exons. Gene Ontology annotation, cellular component: Golgi membrane; endoplasmic reticulum membrane; trans-Golgi network. Gene Ontology annotation, biological process: ceramide biosynthetic process. The record is from RefSeq and is a predicted model, not a curated record.
AGUUCAGGACAUAGGCCAGAAUUAGUUAUAAACUCAUAUGUUGUUCGUUUCAAGAUCGCCUGUACGUGCACAUAUUGACGCUGGUUACUGGUCAUGCCCUUUGGGUACUGGCUAUGGAAGAUAAGGCGCCAAGCACCCCGAGGACAGAAGGCUCUCUGGACGAGGGAAGGCAAUUUAGCCCUCCCCGUAUUGGGCCUGCGCGUGUCCAACAAUGCUGCUCUUCUCUUUUUUGGCUAAUUUUGGAGUUGUGGCGGCGCAUCCGCCUUGAGGUUGUUGUGGAGUGGCCCCUUUUGAAGCAACGCUGGAAGGUUCUGCUGUUUGGUAUUGUGAUGCAAUAUGUACAUGGCAUUUUCACGCAGCUGGCACAUCGUAUGCACCAGCCCCAGGUUGAGCCACUGCAUGACGUUGGCUUUGAUCUCACACCGGAGCUUGGUCCAGACAAUCAUUGGGUCAGCGAAACUAUUUUUGGGCUUGGUUUCGCAAUGUUCGUGCUGUGGACCUUUUCUCCUUUCCUCCGUAAGGACAAGCGCUUCUACACUGUUGUUUUAUGGACGCGCCUCCUAAUGGUGCUCGUAGUCUGCCAGGCACUGCGUAUCGUGACAUUUUCCGUCACGCAGCUGCCAGGGCCCAGCUUCCAUUGCCGAGCGAAUGCGCCCAGUGCGCGACGUCCCUGGCCUGCUCACUGGUCGGGACACUUAGUCGUGGAUGUUGGACGCCAAGUGUCAAAGAGUUGUGGCGACCUCAUCUUCUCGUCACAUACAACUUUUAUACUUACUGGUAUCCUUGCCUAUAACGAAUAUGGCUUUCUUCGAGCCAUGAAGGCUAUGUCGUGGCUGCUGGGUGUUGUGCUAUCGAUCCUCAUUGUUGCAAGCCGGAAACACUACACUGUGGACGUUAUAAUUGCUUGGUACACGGUCCCACUGGUAUUCUACAUGAUGUACCGCCGCUGGACAACGCGACGGCCAAUGAGCGAUUUCAUUGGUGACGCGCCAGUACCUGCCUUCGAUGAUGUGGAUGGCGGCGAAAUGGAGCUAGAGGAGGUGCUCAUCGAGCGCAGCUCAUGUGGGAGUGGCCCGCUGUUCGGCUGCAUGGAUGGCAGUGGCCAUGGCAUAACAAAAAUGAUGCCCCGCAUAGGCACAUUGAAGAUUAGCGUACGUGCUCCAUUGGCUGACCGCCACCUGGGGGCGGUGGUGGGCUUAGGCCAGAGCAGUCCUAUCCUGGGAACUGGAGGGACCUUCAUUGGGACCUCAGGGAAUCACUUAAUUGAAGGUGUUAUUUCUAAGCCUUGUGAAACACAAGUUAGAACAAGUUCAGGAACUCUGACAUCAGUUGUACGAGGACUAGGGCGUCCAGCUGUGCAGGGCCUUGAUGUGUUGCCUUUGCAGCAGCAUCAACUGCAGAGACAGCAGCCUGGACAGCAGGUUGAAGAAGAGCUGCCGGACCGGUGGACACAAGGUACUCCAACAACUACGUCUUCAUUGUGGUUCUUAGCACCAAACACGUAGCGGCGGUUUUGUUGUACGAUCGCCAUGUGAGUAACUGGGUGUCAAAUGCUGGAAGACAUCGUCACAUGUGAUGGAUACCUAAUUAUUCCUGUGAAAGAUAUGUGAUAGGUUGACUGUAAGAGUAGGUUUUUGUUAGUACUGAGUACUGCAUUGGAGCACUUCGACCAGCUUGUACUGUGCGCUGUAAGGGAUUCUUAUAUCCCCCACAGAUGAAGGUUUGUGUUCACCUGUUUGGGAUUUUCCUUUUCUCCUCACCUGUAUUACAUUUAGUAAUGUAAUGAUCUUGCAACUUG